Molecule: messenger RNA, 2994 nt
Organism: Cheilinus undulatus (humphead wrasse)
Lineage: Eukaryota; Metazoa; Chordata; Actinopteri; Labriformes; Labridae
Exons: 5
Coding region: 1-2994 (997 amino acids)
Molecular function (GO): catalytic activity
Source: RefSeq, a predicted model, not a curated record
AUGUGCCAGGAGAAGAUCUCCCAGUGUGAACGGUACUGGUGGCACAGUGGGUUCAGCACACUCUCAAGCACCCAAGUGGGCAUGAGCACCUGUAGCGGGAGAGGCUGGGGUUCAGAACCCAGUGCCGCCGCUCCACUUCAGAUCGUCCUCACCUACCGGCCUCCCAAAGCAACUACCACCUUCCUGUCUGACCUGUCUGAGCUCCUCACCUCUGUCUGCUCCAGGUCUUCUUCCAUACUUCUCCUUGGAGACUUCAAUAUCCACGUUGACUCCACCAGCUGCACACUCACCUCUGAAUUUCUAUCACUACUGGACUGCUUCAACAUCACACAGCAUGUCCAAGGACCCACCCACUCCAAAGGUCACACACUGGAUCUUGUGUGCUCCACUGGUCUCACCCCAUUCAUUCCACAAUGCCUGGACCUAGCCAUCUCAGAUCACCAUGCUGUUUUCUUCUCUAGCCCCACCCCCCUCCCCAGACAGCUUACAAAACGCAACAUCACUUUCCGUAACCUCAAGUCAAUAAGCAUCCCAGCCAUCAAGAACAUGUUAGCGACCAACCUGACCACUACACACCCUAUAACCACAGUUGAUGCCCUGGCCAAUCACUACAAUACAGCACUAUCCCUCAGCCUGGAUUCUCUCGCCCCUCUGAAGACUCGCUCAGUCUCCUUUACCCACCCAGCCCCCUGGUACACUGCUGAACUCCGCUUCAUGAAGGCUUCUGGCCGACAGCUGGAGAGACUUUCUAAAAAAUCUGGCCUCACCGUCCAUCUGGAGGCCUAUAAAGAGCAUGUGCGCUCCUACAAAGAAGCUCUCUCCAGAGCAAAGUCCAGCUACUACUCAUCCCUCAUCAGUGACCAGCAAAACCAUCCCCGGAUGCUCUUCUCCACAAUAAAUCGCCUUCUCCGCCCCAUUGACAACCUUCAUCCCCCAGCCAACUUCGACCGCUGCACUAGGCACCUGCAGUUUUUCCAGGAUAAAGACACCGCUCCUCCGCCUCACUGCCGUCUUUCCUGCUUCACACCCGUGGACACUCUCCAAGUGACUGAAUGGGUCAAGAAGGCCAAGGCAUCCACCUGCUCUCUCGACCCCAUGCCCACACCACUGGUGAAAGCAUCUCUGUCUGUUCUGUGCCCCAUCAUGGUAGACAUCAUCAACACCUCAUUAUCAUCUGGAAUUGUCCCCUCAUCCUUCAAAACUGCCUCAGUAACCCCCAUCAUCAAGAAGCCUGGGUCAGACCCAGAGGACCUCCUCAACUAUCGACCGAUCUCCAACCUUCCCUUCAUCAGCAAAAUUCUCAAAAAAGCAGUCGCUGCCCAACUCCAGCAACACAUGUCCAACCAUGAGCUCCAUGAACCUCUUCAAUCAGGAUUUCACACUCACCACAGCACUGAGACCGCCCUUAUCAAAAUAACCAACGACCUCCUCACAGCUGCAGAUUCUGGACACAUCAGCCUCCUCAUCCUCCUUGACCUAACCGCUGCCUUCAACACAAUAUCCCACACCGUCCUCCUUGACCGCCUGUCUCACCAUCUUGGCAUCACUGGUACAGCUCUCUCCUGGUUUCACUCAUAUCUCUCACAAAGAAAACAGUUUGGGCUAGGCUCUGUUCUUGGACCUCUCCUUUUCACCAUCUACAUGCUUCCCCUUGGACAGAUUAUUCACAAACACGGUCUCAGCUUUCACUCUUAUGCAGAUGACACCCAACUCUAUCUCAGCACCAAACCAUCCACCCAGCUCCCUCCCCACUCCCUGGUAAACUGCCUCCACGACAUCAAAGCCUGGAUGACCUCUAACCAACUCAAACUCAACAGCAAUAAAACAGAGCUCAUGGUGGUGGCCCCCAAAGCGCUGCUGCAGAAGGUUGGAGAUCUCAUUCUCCAUGUGGACGGGACCUCCAUCUGUCCGUCCUCCGAGGUCCGAAACCUGGGCGUCAUCCUGGACUCCACCCUCUCCUUCCAGUCCCACAUAAAGUCUAUCACCAAAUCUGCCUUCUAUCAUCUCAAGAACAUCUCCAGACUCCGACCAUCACUCCCUGAUUCUGUGGCUGAAACACUCAUUCAUGCUUUCAUAACCUCCCGCCUGGACUACUGUAAUGGAGUCCUGUCUGGAGUUCCCAGCAAAACCCUGGACAGGCUUCAGUACGUCCAAAACUCUGCAGCUAGAGUUCUCACCCGCACUAGACCCUGGCAACACAUCACUCAGACCCUCAUCCACCUCCACUGGCUCCCUAUCAAGUCUCGUAUCAACUACAAAGUCCUCCUCCUCACAUACAAAUCUCUCCAUGCUCUGGCUCCCCAGUACCUUUCUGAUCUCCUCCAUCCAUACACACCAUCCCGCAACCUUCGAUCUUCAGACACCGGCCUACUUUCCAUGGUUUCCCUCCAGAUAUCUCAGUUCAUUCAGCUCAAAUCAUUCACUUCCUACCCACUACCAGUCACCACAGGUGUGCCCCAGGGCUCAGUCCUGGGGCCCCUGCUCUUCAUCAUCUACAUCCUCUCACUUGACCACAUCCUUCGAAAAUACAACAUUCAGUUUCUCUGCUACGCGGAUGACACCCAGCUCUACAUAUCCACUAAACCUGACUCCACCCCCCACCUUCCUCCCUCACCAACUGUAAAGAGUCUGGGCGUCAUCCUGGACAGUACACUCUCCUUCCCAUCACACAUCAACAACAUAACCCGGUCAGCGUACUUCCACCUCCAAAUAUCAACCACCUCCGCCCCCACCCCUCACAUCACAGCCAUUCUGGACCAUAGUUUAGUCUCCUCCCGACUCCAUUAUUGUGACUCCCUUCUGUUUGGUCUCCCCCAGAAAAUCCUCCAUGAACUUCAGCUGGUUCAGAACUCAGCAGCUCAUAUCAUUUCUAGGACACCCAUCCUGCAGCAGCUCCACUGGCUCCCCAUCACAUACCGCCUUCAAUACAUAAUCCUGCUCCACACAUACAAAGCCAUCCACAACCUCGCCCCUCCAUACCUCUCUGAUCUCUGA